This is a messenger RNA of Drechmeria coniospora, 897 nucleotides long. Its product is annotated as clock controlled protein. The record is from RefSeq and is a predicted model, not a curated record. Gene Ontology annotation, molecular function: transcription corepressor activity. Gene Ontology annotation, biological process: regulation of transcription by RNA polymerase II; phospholipid biosynthetic process; endoplasmic reticulum unfolded protein response. The coding region runs from base 1 to 897 and encodes 298 amino acids. Lineage: Eukaryota; Fungi; Ascomycota; Sordariomycetes; Hypocreales; Ophiocordycipitaceae. Gene Ontology annotation, cellular component: endoplasmic reticulum; nucleus. The transcript has a single exon.
AUGGCCAAGGAUGGCGGCGAUGGCGAGGCGUCGCAGAAGCAGGCCGAGCCGGCCGACGCGGCCCUCAUGACGCCGAGGAGCCGUCGCCUGUCCUCGAGCACCGUCGACACCCUCCCGGCCUACGACGAUCAACGCUCGCCCGCCUACACGGAGACGGCGGGCCCGCAGGACCCGCCCAAGCCGACCUCGUCGAGCGCGCCGUGGCAGAACCGGCUCAUCAUGUCGACGUCAGGUCUCAGCGUCGCCAUGAGCGCCGAGAGCCUGCGCAGCCUCAAGUACUGCCUGCGCUGGCUCCGAUGGUCCAACGACCACAUGAGCCGCGUCAUCGGGAACCUCAAGACGGCCCUGGAGGAGUACGAGCAGACGGACCCGGCCGCCUCCCGCGUCGACGCCGCCAAGGAAGCCGUCGACGGCGCCGAGAGCGAAGCCCAAGCCUCGGGCCAGAAGACGCCCGAGGAAUCUCGUGCCGAGCUGGCCCACAAGAUCAACUUUCUCAAGCUCGACGUCCUCAAGACGCUCCAGGAGUCCAUCAACACCGUCUCCAAGUACACGGGCGGCGCCCUGCCCGAGAACGCCCGCGUGCUCGUCCACCGACACCUCACCACCCUGCCGCAGCGCUUCCGCGUCGCCACCAUGUCCAACGCGGCCGAGGGCGCCGACAGGGACAGCGAGUCGGCCAUCCGCGAGGGUGCCCAGAAGAUCCUCGUGCUCGCCAAGGAGGGUCUCGACAUGGUGACGCAGAUCAUCGGCGUCGUCGACGGCACCAUCGUGAGCGCCGAGCAGUGGUGCGAGCGUUUCGGCAAGAAAAGGCGACCGUCGACGGGCGACGACGAGGCGAUGACGCCGCGGCUCUCGCCCAGCGGUGACGUCAAGAUGGACGAAGCCGAGCCGCAAUGA